CGCCACGGGUUCGGGGAGCCAGCGCCGACCUGCCGAGCCGCUCCAUCCAACUGGCGCGGUCGACUAGGGUAGCUUCAAGCUGAAACUCCCUGACCGGCUCCAACAACCCACAAAGCCUCCCCAGUCUCGGGCACUUGAUCCUUCUGUCAGUCAGAAAGUCGCCCCCUGGGGGCAGUUCGUCCCGAAGGGUUUCCUCGAAAGUAUCUGAGAGGGUGCAGUCCUUGACCGAGGGAAUCUGUUUAGUCCCGGAAGCCACUAGCUGAAAAAGAUGCCUGCCUUCAACAGAUUGUUUUCCCUGGCUUCCCUGGUGCUCAUCUACUGGGUCAGUGUCUGCUUCCCUGUGUGUGUGGAGGUGCCCUCAGAGACGGAGGCUGUUCAGGGCAACCCCAUGAAGCUUCGCUGCAUCUCCUGCAUGAAGAGGGAGGAGGUGGAGGCCACCACGGUGGUAGAAUGGUUCUACAGGCCAGAGGGCGGUAAAGAUUUCCUUAUCUAUGAGUAUCGAAAUGGCCACCAGGAGGUGGAGAGCCCCUUCCAGGGGCGCCUGCAGUGGAACGGGAGCAAGGACCUGCAGGACGUAUCCAUCACUGUGCUCAAUGUCACCCUGAAUGACUCCGGCCUCUACACCUGCAAUGUGUCCCGGGAGUUUGAGUUUGAGGCACAUCGUCCCUUUGUGAAGACUACACGGCUUAUCCCCCUCCGAGUCACUGAGGAGGCUGGAGAGGACUUCACCUCUGUGGUCUCAGAAAUCAUGAUGUACAUCCUCCUGGUCUUCCUCACCUUGUGGCUGCUCAUCGAGAUGGUAUAUUGCUACAGGAAGGUCUCAAAGGCUGAAGAGGCAGCCCAAGAAAACGUGUCUGACUACCUUGCCAUCCCAUCAGAGAACAAAGAGAACUCUGCAGUGCCAGUGGAGGAAUAGAAGAGACAGGAUGUGGCUUGAGGUGCCUGAACACUGAGGGACUGGAUAGCACAAGUUCAGUGAUGUCAACAGCAUCAGGAGAGUGCCAUAGGGGCCACAUCGCUUCUCUUCAUGUAUCCUCCUUCUAUCCAUGUGUCUAUCCAUCCACUGAUCACUGAACUUUUACCUCUGACUUAUUAACUCCAUCAGUCAUCUGCACACUGUAAGACUUUGCCAGAACUAAGGAGCCAACAUUUCCACAUGGGCUCAGUCUCACCCUGUCCCAACUUUCAAGAAAGCAGUUUCCAUGACACCUGGACUUCUCUGUGUUCCAAAUGACUUUGUACAAGUCCUGGAGGUAGCACCUCUCUCUGUUCUUACCUGGCGGGGACUGGCUCAUUCUCAUUGCUGUGAGAGAAUGGAAGUCUCAGUGGAAGGAAGCAGGAGGGAUUAGUUCAGAUCAAGACAAAAGUCACUAACUGGAAUUCCUUGAAGUCAUUUUUUUCCCAAGUUCUUGGCCCAUUUGGCUAGGGCAUGAGAGCAAGGCAUGCGCCCCUGGUUCUCCUGUUCUAGAAAGAUAAUUAAGCGUGAUCUAAAAUGCUUUCUGUAGCCUGGUACCCUAGGGUUGGAUGCAAAGGACAGGGGAUUUGGGAAGGACUGACAGCAAUUUCAGUAGCUCUUAAAGUCAUACAACACUUUCCUGAUCCUAUUGGGAUACUAUGUGUUCUUCCCAGGCGCACACUACCAUAAGAUAGCUGGGAGGCAUUUUUUCCUGUGGGCGCUGUGACUGAACUUCCUAAGUUCUUCCUUCAAACUUUCUGUGGAUCAGUAUUAUUCCUCAUUUUACAGGAGGCAACUGAGACACAGACAAGAUUCAAGUGAGUGAGUGACUUCAGAGGAUGAAUUGGAGCAGAUGAGAUAGUUUUGUUUUUGCAAAAGUUUGGAACUGAGAUUGACUAUGGCCAUGCUCUUUCACAAGCAGACUGGGGUGAAUUGCCCAGCUGAGGCUAAUUCUUGGGACAGGCUCAGGUAGCUGGCCAAAAAAACUACAGAGAAGGAUAUGAGGUAGACCUUCCUUUGUGUAACGAUCUGUGAAUCUGGAAAUUCUCCAGAUAUCAUCUGAGAAUUAUUUAUAAGCUAAGAAAAAUGAUCUAGUCUGAGAUGGAUCAUGAACAAAUGAAUGAAGUCAGAGGGGAGGGAUGGUUAGGUGGCUUCCAGAUAUUUCACUUGUGAACCUAUACUGUCCAUUUUUUACCUGUAUUUUGGGAGAGCAGAGGAACAUUAGAAAAAAAAAUUAUUAUCUCAUGUUUUAUUUUAAUUGAUGGAGUGACUGGUCAAACUGUGAUGUCCUUCAGUACCUAGUGAUGAGAGAGGGGAAGGAUGUUUUAUGGGAUAUGAGAAGGUUGAAGUGACUUCUCACUGGUAUUUGGUGAGAGAGAUGUCCCUCAGAUCUGGAUCUGUGUGAUCUAUGGGGAAAGACCAUACUCCAUUGGCUUUGCCCCUUACUUAACAAGUUCAUUUUUAUCCCUCCCUUCCAUCCCUGAGGAAGUAUUUGAAACAAGUCCUUGAACACAUAUUCAAGAGUCCAGUUUUACUAAAGAAAAUACAUUCUUUCAAUAAACUCAAGGUUCUCUUCAUAGGUAAUAUACCACACAAUCCCUCUAAAAUAAGGGACAGUAUGUGAAUAAUUUUUCAGAUUUUAUGGAGAAAGAC
Molecule: messenger RNA, 2608 nt
Organism: Trichechus manatus latirostris (Florida manatee)
Lineage: Eukaryota; Metazoa; Chordata; Mammalia; Sirenia; Trichechidae
Gene: SCN3B
Product: sodium voltage-gated channel beta subunit 3
Exons: 6
Coding region: 269-916 (215 amino acids)
Biological process (GO): ventricular cardiac muscle cell action potential; sodium ion transport; regulation of heart rate by cardiac conduction
Cellular component (GO): voltage-gated sodium channel complex
Molecular function (GO): sodium channel inhibitor activity; transmembrane transporter binding
Source: RefSeq, a predicted model, not a curated record